This is a messenger RNA of Rhincodon typus (whale shark), 2714 nucleotides long. RefSeq names its product minichromosome maintenance 8 homologous recombination repair factor (gene mcm8). Gene Ontology annotation, molecular function: ATP hydrolysis activity; single-stranded DNA helicase activity; ATP binding. Gene Ontology annotation, cellular component: MCM complex; nucleus. Bases 1 to 2226 code for a protein of 741 amino acids. NCBI's taxonomy places the organism in Eukaryota, Metazoa, Chordata, Chondrichthyes, Orectolobiformes, Rhincodontidae. Gene Ontology annotation, biological process: double-strand break repair via homologous recombination; DNA replication. The transcript is spliced from 17 exons. The record is from RefSeq and is a predicted model, not a curated record.
AUGGCUCGGAGGGAACUUAAAGAUAAUGGUACUGUCAUACACCUGCUACUCUUGCCCAUCAAGGAAGUAGAGAUCAUCGAUUUGGAAGGUGCUGUUGCAGGAAUUGUGCAACUUUCUUGCCUAAUUACAGCAUGCUUUAUAAAAUCUUUUCAACAGAUAACACCUCAUCCACGCCUAAUUCAAGGAACCUUGGAUCAGUUUAUACCAUAUAAAGGAUGGAAGCUUUACUUUUCAGAAGCUUAUGUUGGAAGCUCCCCUUUUGUACAGAAGAUAAGUGCAUUUGAGAAAUUUUUCACAAAUCAUAUUGAUCUGUAUGACAAGGAUGAAAUAGAAAGAAAAGGAAGUAUCCUGAUUGACUUUAAGGAGCUUGUAAAUGAUGAAGAGUUGAAAGCUCUAAUGCCAAAUUUAGCCACUGAAUUCAGGGAUAUGCCAGAAAAAUUGUUGGAUUGCUUGGGAUUGGCAGUUCAUCAGGUAAUAACUAGAGAUCUUGAAAAACAGGCAGCUCAAUUGGAUCAAGGGCUACCAAAUGAAGAUAUUCCAAUUGUAAAUGUUCCCUUCAUUCAUGCAAGGAUUUUUAACUAUGAGCCUUUGACAUUGUUGAAAAAUUUGCGAGCUAACUGCUAUGGAAAAUAUGUUUCCCUGCGUGGGACAGUUGUCCGUGUCAGCAACGUCAAACCUUUCUGCACUAGAAUGGCCUUUACUUGUAAUACAUGUGGAGAUACUCAGAGCCUACCUCUUCCUGAUGGAAAAUACACACUCCCUACAAAGUGUUUAGCACCAGAAUGUCGUGGUCGAUCAUUCACGCCGAAUAGAAGCUCCCCCUUAACAGUUACUGUAGACUGGCAAUCUAUCAAAUUGCAGGAGCUUGCAUCAGAUGACAAGAGAGAAGCCGGAAGAAUUCCUCGAACUAUAGAAUGUGAGCUUAUCCAGGACUUGGUGGACAGUUGUGUCCCAGGUGAUAUGGUAACUGUCGUAGGGAUUGUCAAAGUGGCAAACAGCAGUGAAGGGAAGACUAAAAACAAAGAUGACAAGUGCAUGUUUUUUUUGUACAUUGAGGCCAACUCUAUCAGUAACAGUAAAGGACGGAGAAUUGUGAGUUCUGAAGAGGUAUCUGGUGAAACAGCCUCCAUGGAAUUUACGCUUAAAGAGCUUUAUGCAAUUCAAGAAAUUCAAGCUGAAGAGAACCUUCUCAAGUUAUUUGUUAACUCCUUAUGUCCUGCUAUAUAUGGUCAUGAGCUUGUCAAAGCAGGAUUGGCAUUGGCACUCUUUGGAGGCUGUCAAAAAUAUGUGGAUGAUAAAAAUCGCAUUCCAAUCAGAGGCGAUCCUCAUGUGCUUAUAGUCGGUGAUCCUGGACUUGGAAAGAGUCAAAUGUUACAGGCAGUAUGUAAUGUUGCUCCACGCGGUGUUUAUGUCUGUGGUAACACCACCACCAGUUCGGGACUUACUGUAACUUUAUCAAAGGACAGUGGAUCAGGAGAUUUUGCACUGGAAGCAGGGGCUCUUGUACUUGGUGAUCAAGGCAUUUGUUGCAUUGAUGAAUUUGAUAAAAUGGGUAACCAGCACCAAGCCUUGCUGGAAGCCAUGGAACAGCAGAGUAUCAGUCUGGCCAAAGCUGGAAUUGUUUGCAAUUUGCCUGCCAGAACUUCGAUUCUUGCAGCUGCUAAUCCAGUUGGGGGACAUUACAGUAAAGCUAAAACAGUCUCUGAGAAUUUAAAAAUGGGAAGUGCCCUACUUUCAAGAUUCGAUUUGGUAUUUAUCCUGCUUGACACUCCAAAUGAAGAUCAUGACAACCUUCUUUCAGAACAUGUCAUGGCUUUGCAUGCUGGGAAGAAAGCAACCUUGAGCAGUGCCACAGUUUUACGUCAAGGCACACAAGACGCUAAUACAUCGAUCCUUGAAGUUGCUUCAGAUAGGCCAUUAUCAGAAAGAUUAAAGGUUUACCCUGGAGAACACUUUGAUCCUAUUCCUCAUCAGUUACUAAGAAAAUAUGUAGGAUAUGCGCGCCGUUAUGUUUGUCCAAAGUUAUCUGCUGAAGCAGCUCAAGUACUUCAAGACUUUUAUCUAGAGCUGAGGAGACAAAAUCAAGGUCCAGAUAGUACUCCAAUUACUACAAGACAGCUGGAGUCUCUUAUAAGGCUUACAGAGGCAAGAGCAAAAUUAGAACUCAGAGAAAAUGCAACAAAAAGUGAUGCAGAAGACGUUGUGGACAUCAUGAAACAUAGGUAAAGAGGUUUUUCAAAAUGAUCUUAAUUACUGCAGAAUGUGAAUGAGCAUACAAAAAGCAUAAUGGUACAAAAUAUGCAAAUCUGCAACAUAAGAACAAAUAUUAUACAAUGAACACAGGCUAAUUGACUGUUGACUGAACACAGGAGGAUGUGCAAGGAGCUAACAUAUGUCAGUGGAGUGCACAACUUUUGGAGGGGAAGUAGUACAAAUCUUCAUUUGAUUAUGUCUAGGUAUUUUAUUUGUUUAGCAUUUAUUGCAAAUAAGUUUGUUCUUAAUAUCUACUUCAGGAACCUUUCCACAAUAUUAAGAUUAAAAGAGCUUUUCAUAUAAGAAGGUACAGACCUUUAUGAAAUAAAGCAUGAAGUUCUCUUUCUUCAUAGGCCAAAAAAAAUUUUUGGUGUCAUGGGUAUAACAGGAAAUUUCAUAUUUGAAGGAAUAAUAAGAACAUAAGAACUAGGAACAGGAGUAGGCCAUCCGGCCCCUCGAGC